This is a messenger RNA of Microdochium trichocladiopsis, 1159 nucleotides long. RefSeq names its product GPCR fungal pheromone mating factor. Gene Ontology annotation, molecular function: mating-type factor pheromone receptor activity. NCBI's taxonomy places the organism in Eukaryota, Fungi, Ascomycota, Sordariomycetes, Xylariales, Microdochiaceae. The coding region runs from base 53 to 1159 and encodes 368 amino acids. The record is from RefSeq and is a predicted model, not a curated record. Gene Ontology annotation, cellular component: membrane. The transcript has 2 exons. Gene Ontology annotation, biological process: G protein-coupled receptor signaling pathway.
CACAAACUCAAGUCCUAUCGGCUGGAACGCACUGCUACCAGACGUUACCACCAUGUCGACCGACAGCUCGCUCGAAGCGAAUCGGGUGUUACGCAUCCUCCUCGCCUUUCUGGGUACAACACUAUGCUAUGUGCCCUUGCGCCUCCUGCUUCGAAACAAGCAGUAUGCUGCAGUCUCGCUCAUCCUGACGAUCGGCGUCAUGAACUCCUUCACUGUGCUCAACUCGUCCAUCUGGCCUAACGACCAGUAUGAGAACUGGUGGAGUGGCCACGGUCUCUGCGACAUCGAGGUCUACGUGGCUGCACCAACGCAGACAGCAUAUGCGGCGAGCAUUUUUGCCAUCAUGCGCCGCCUCACCUCGCAGAUCAAGCUCAACAACGUCACGACCGUCGAUAGUCAAUCGCAGGCUAGGAAGAGACUGGUGGAGGAACUUGGUAUCAUCCUUGCAGUCCCGGCCUUCCAGCUGUUAUUCACUCAUUUCGAUCUUGCUCAGCGAUACAUCAUCGGCACACUCGUGGGCUGCUCGGCCGUCUACGACAGGUCUUGGCCAAAGGCCCUGGUGUUUGAUACGCCCCCAGCAGUCUUUGCUCUCGGCUCGAUGCCUUUCGCUUACAUCAUGUACAGACGCUAUCGGAUCAUCACUCGAGAGAACUCAGUGAUAUUUGCGGAUGGGAUCAACCAAGAUGCGUGCCGGCGAGUCGCGCGCACCACCCGCCGGCUUUACCGCAUGUGCUUGAGCAUCCUCGUGCUCUAUGUUCCAUUGAUGCUCUUCUUCUCCAUUAAGAACCUGCGAGACACACUCUCCGGCCGGAGACCGUACGACUAUCGUCACAUGCGUGAAGAAGGCUCUCCGUACCCAUGGCACGCCAUCUUGUUCGUGCCGAGCUGGCUCGUUCCUGGAGCGACGUUGGAGCAGCCGUGGAUCCCCAUUAUCACGAGUUUCGUGGUUGUCGCUUUCUUUGGAGCAACAGAUGACGCUCUGAAGAUGUGGGUAUCGAUAUCCCAAGGCCUCGGCUUGUUGCCAGCUGUGCAAUGCUUGAAUCGGAAGUGCAGCAAGGGCUUGAGACUAUUCCGUCGGCAUGGAAUCAAACUUGACAGACGAACGAGUGCAUUGGACCAACCGCACCCAAUCCGUUUCGAAGAAUCCCUGGACCAGUAA